AUGAGGGACACCACACCAGCUCUGCAUUCUCUUAAGGAUUUCUGUUGGGGGUGGGGAGAUUUUUUUUUAUUGAGGUUGACAAUAAAAUUAAAUUGGUUUUGAAAAGAGAUAGAAACAAUUAAAUAAUAAAGAGCAGCUGCUAAAAUAACAGAAGGAUGAACGGGACAGAAGGUGUCAAUUUCUAUGUGCCGCUCUCCAAUAAAACAGGGCUGGUGCGGAGCCCCUUUGAGUACCCACAGUAUUACCUAGCCGAACCCUGGAAGUACCGAAUCGUGUGCUGCUAUAUCUUCUUUCUCAUCUUCACCGGGCUCCCCAUCAAUCUCCUCACCCUCCUAGUCACUUUUAAGCACAAGAAGCUGCGGCAGCCACUCAACUACAUCCUGGUCAACCUGGCGGUGGCGGAUCUCUUCAUGGCUUGCUUUGGCUUCACCGUCACCUUCUACACGGCCUGGAACGGCUACUUUAUCUUCGGGCCCAUAGGCUGUGCCGUGGAGGGCUUCUUUGCCACGCUGGGAGGUCAGGUUGCCCUGUGGUCGCUGGUCGUCCUGGCCAUAGAGCGUUAUAUCGUGGUGUGUAAACCCAUGGGCAACUUCCGCUUCUCUGCCACCCACGCCUUGAUGGGCAUCAGCUUUACCUGGGCAAUGGCCUUUUCCUGCGCUGCUCCACCCCUGUUUGGCUGGUCCAGAUACAUUCCUGAGGGCAUGCAGUGCUCUUGUGGCCCAGAUUACUACACCCUCAACCCUGACUACCACAACGAAUCCUACGUCGUCUACAUGUUCAUGGUCCACUUCAUCAUCCCGGUGGUGGUCAUCUUCUUCUCCUACGGGCGGCUCAUAUGCAAAGUCCGAGAGGCAGCCGCCCAGCAGCAGGAGUCGGCCAGCACCCAGAAGGCAGAGAGGGAGGUGACCCGCAUGGUGAUCCUCAUGGUUCUAGGCUUUCUCAUGGCCUGGACGCCCUAUGCCUUGGUGGCGUUCUGGAUCUUCACCAACAAGGGGGCGGACUUCUCCGCUACUCUCAUGUCAGUGCCUGCCUUCUUCUCCAAGAGCUCCUCUCUCUACAACCCCGUCAUCUAUGUCCUCAUGAACAAACAGUUCCGGAACUGCAUGAUCACCACAAUCUGCUGCGGCAAGAACCCCUUUGGGGAUGAUGACGUUUCCUCGACCGUAUCCCAGAGCAAGACUGAGGUAUCUUCUGUCUCCUCCAGUCAAGUGUCACCAGCAUAGAUCAUGGACAGUUUGAACUUGGGGACCUGCCACGCUCUGGGAUCAAGAAGUAGAAACUGACGCACCCAUGUAUCCUCUGGUCCACAAACUUGUCUCAUGCAAUUACUCCCUUGUACUCCACCAUCACAUAUCACAUCUGUUCAGGCGUGCACAGGAGAGCCCUCCCCUGUGAAAAUAGUGGUGUCAAUACUGAAUGUGGCCCCUCCCUGCAAAUAGCUGUGCACAUACGGAACCCACUUAUGCAAAGUCUCACUUGUGCAUAUGCAAACCACUUGUGCAAGCAGCCACCUGUGCAAAUAUCAACUAAUGAAUUUUGAGCCUUCUCACGCAAACCCUUGCAUGUCCUGCUGCACACACUCAUGCAAAGCCAGUACCAACUUGUGCAGACCUUUGCGCUGACUUGUUCAUGACCUCCUGCCCCCUUGUGCACAUAGAUUUAAGGAAAUAAAGCGAGAUUUAGGUUGGCAGGGGAUGAAGAGUUUUGGUGAGAGAGUGGCCCCAGAAGCUAACCCCUUGAGCUGUGCUGCCCAUGGGUCACACUCUGUGAUGCAGCUUGUGUCACAUGGAGUGAAAUAGCCCUAGUGGUAACAUACAAUAACGGAGGGGAAGUUGUCCAGCACCCUGGUGCUUGAUGGGUGUUUUUAGAACUAUAACACACCGGCAGCAUCAUUUCUUAGCUCUGCUUCAGUCCUCAAUGGCUGCUGCUGUGGCUCCAUUUCUAAAACAACACCCCUUUGGGUUGUGCAUCACUAUACCCAUUGCAGAGAUGGCAAGAUGGAGAGGUGAAGUGAUGUGACC
Molecule: messenger RNA, 2021 nt
Organism: Mauremys reevesii (Reeves's turtle)
Lineage: Eukaryota; Metazoa; Chordata; Testudines; Geoemydidae
Product: blue-sensitive opsin
Exons: 5
Coding region: 156-1223 (355 amino acids)
Biological process (GO): G protein-coupled receptor signaling pathway; visual perception; phototransduction
Cellular component (GO): membrane; photoreceptor outer segment
Molecular function (GO): G protein-coupled receptor activity
Source: RefSeq, a predicted model, not a curated record